ACUACAUAUGGCACAGAGAGUACCUGGAUGUCACAUGCAAGAGCCCUAGAGACAAGGUACUGAGGACAAUCCCAAAUUUCUGCAGUUCCUGAGAUCAAAAGGAGAGUAGGGUCAGCGUGGAGGCUUGGGGAGAGAUUCUGUGGCCUGGAUGCGGCAUGCUGCCUAAGAGAAACAGGAGAUCAUGACAGCCACGCUAACACUUGAAACCAUGGCCAAUGGAGAGGAAUAUGAGUCGAGGAACUGUGUGGUGUGUGGAGACCGAGCCACGGGCUAUCAUUUCCAUGCCCUGACUUGUGAGGGCUGCAAAGGCUUCUUCAGACGAACGGUCAGCAAAAACACUGGUCCCGUCUGUCCAUUUUCUGGAAGCUGUGAGGUCAGCAAAGCCCAGAGACGCCACUGUCCAGCCUGCAGGUUGCAGAAGUGUCUAAAUGCUGGCAUGAGGAAAGACAUGAUCCUGUCAGCAGAAGCCCUGGCAUUGCGGCGAGCCAGGCAGGCACAGCGGCGGGCACAGAAAGCAUCCCUGCAGCUGAGUCAGGAGCAGAAAGAGCUGGUCCAGACCCUCCUGGGGGCCCACACUCGCCAUGUGGUCCCCAUGUUUGGCCAGUUAGUGAAGUUCAGGCCUCCAGCCCACCUGUUCGUCCAUCAGCGGCCCUUCCCCACUCUGGUUCCCGUGAUGCCUCUGCUCACACACUUUGCAGAUAUCAAUACUUUCAUGGUGCAGCAGAUUAUCAAAUUUACCAAGGAACUGCCCCUUUUUCGGGCCCUACCCAUGGAGGACCAGAUCUCCCUGCUCAAGGGAGCGGCUGUGGAGAUACUGCACAUCUCACUCAACCUUACUUUCUGUCUUCAAACGCAGAAUUUCCUCUGUGGGCCUCUGUGCUACAGAAUGGAAGAUGCAGCCCAUGUAGGGUUCCAGUGGGAAUUUUUGGAUUUGAUCGUCCGCUUCCAUGGGACAUUAAAACGACUGAAACUCCAGGAGCCCGAGUAUGUGCUCAUGGCCGCCAUGGCCCUCUUCUCUCCUGACAGGCCUGGAGUCACCCAGAGAGAAGAGAUUGAUCAGCUGCAAGAAGAGAUGGCACUGAUUUUGAACAACCACAUUUUGGAACAGCAGAGACCCCAAAGUCGGUUUCUGUAUGCAAAGCUGAUGGGCCUGCUGGCUGAGCUCCGGAGCAUAAACAACGCAUACUGGUAUGAAAUACAGCGCAUCCAGGGACUGUCCGCUAUGAUGCCGCUGCUUUGGGAAAUCUUCAGCUGAGGCCCAGGCUUGCCUCCUUCCCUAGACCCCCUGGGAUACAUUGGACUGGCAAGGGGAAAUUGCUGGUGCCCAAGAUGGGGACCAGCUAAAAGGAUCUCAGUGACGGCAAUGAAACACUGAACAGUAA
Myodes glareolus (Bank vole) is the source of this 1382-nucleotide messenger RNA. It is a transcript of the gene Nr1i3, whose product is annotated as nuclear receptor subfamily 1 group I member 3. The record is from RefSeq and is a predicted model, not a curated record. Gene Ontology annotation, molecular function: zinc ion binding; RNA polymerase II cis-regulatory region sequence-specific DNA binding; nuclear receptor activity. Lineage: Eukaryota; Metazoa; Chordata; Mammalia; Rodentia; Cricetidae. Gene Ontology annotation, biological process: cell differentiation; positive regulation of transcription by RNA polymerase II; negative regulation of transcription by RNA polymerase II.